This is a messenger RNA of Rotaria sp. Silwood2, 1107 nucleotides long. The record is from the annotation of a GenBank genome assembly. NCBI's taxonomy places the organism in Eukaryota, Metazoa, Rotifera, Eurotatoria, Philodinida, Philodinidae.
AUGCAAUCUUCUGAUCAGAAUGAGGCAACUGUCAAGAUCAAUGUUUAUCAUAUAUCGAAAAAAGUAUUUUGGAUAAUUCUAUCCUUGACUUUAAUUUGUCUUAUAGUUUUACUUACGCUGACUAUUUAUUUUGGUGUUCGCUCCCAAAAAACAACUACUGUAUAUGUUGAAACUACAUCAUCAUCGUCAGCAAGCACUUAUAGUUGGAAUGAAACAAUAACAUCGGUUACAAUGUCAACUACAAUGACGCCGGCUCGACCUGUAGAGCAAAUAUCAAUGAAUUUAAAACCAGAAUUGUAUCAUUGGACUAUUACUCCUGAUUUGAUCCAAGAAACAUUUAAAGGUGAUCUUUUCUACAGAUUUACAUGUCUUGAAUCAACAAAAGAAUUAAUUUUACAUAUGAUAGACUUGAAUAUAGACAAUUCAACAAUAGCUAUUGUUAAUUCAUUAUCUGGUUCAAUACCUGUUUUUGAUACAUGGAUCUAUGAUGAUUAUAAUCAAUUUAUGAUUAUGAAGUUUUUAUCCGAUUUUCAACCGACCAUAAUCUACACACUUCAUACUACCUAUUCGGCUAGUAUUGAUCGUGAUUUUCAAGGUAUCUAUUUAAGUGACUAUGUUGAUGUCAAUGGUGUUAGUCGAACAUUUAUAACCUCUCAAAUGGAACCAAUGUAUGCCCGAAGUGCACUUCCAUGUGUUGAUGAACCUGCUCGUAAAGCUAUAUUUCGUAUUAUUAUUAACCAUGAUUCUUCACUUGUUCUAUGGGCGAACUCAGAAUUAGAACAUGAAGAUACAUUAGAUGAUGGUCGCAUGAAUUCUUAUUUUGCUCCUACAUUAAAUAUGUCAACAUAUCUACUGGCAUUGAUUGUAGCACCUAAAUCAGAUUUUGGAUGUUUAUCUGGUCAUGUUAUUAGCAGUUCAAAAAAUAUUACGUCACAAGUAUGUGGACGUAAACAGAUUUUACCACAAAUGUCCUAUGCUCAUGAAGUAGCAUUGAAAGUAUUGGACUUUUUCAAUCAAUAUUUCGAUAUAGAAUAUGCAUUUCCAAAAAUUGAUCAUUUUGCUGUACCUGAUUUCAAAACUGGUGCGAUGGAAAAUUAUGGUAAGUAG